Eurytemora carolleeae is the source of this 803-nucleotide messenger RNA. RefSeq names its product myosin light chain kinase family member 4. Gene Ontology annotation, molecular function: ATP binding; protein kinase activity. The transcript has 4 exons. Bases 59 to 289 code for a protein of 76 amino acids. Gene Ontology annotation, biological process: protein phosphorylation. The record is from RefSeq and is a predicted model, not a curated record. NCBI's taxonomy places the organism in Eukaryota, Metazoa, Arthropoda, Copepoda, Calanoida, Temoridae.
CUUAGCGAAAAAAAAUCCCGUAAACACAUUAAUAGUUUUUUUAUAGGUUAAAUGCAAUAUGGUUGGAACACUUGAAUUCAUGUCACCAGAGGUGAUGAAAUGCUCCCAUGCAAGCCCUGCUAGUGAUAUGUGGAGCUGUGGUGUUCUUCUAUAUAUGUUACUCAGUGGAGGUGUCUCUCCUUUUUGGGCUGGCAACGAUUAUGGAACACAGAGAAAAGUUGUGAAAGGACAGUACAGAUUGGAUAUUCCUCAAUUUGACAGUAUAACAGAGGAAUAUAAAAUAUUGUAAAAAAACAAAUUUUAAAAAAUUUGCUUCAGUUUAAUACUUUCAGGGACUAUAGACAAAAGUUUGAUUGACACUCUAAUAACCUUAACGGACAUAAACCCUUUAUUUAAUAAUGGAUUUUUGAAACUUCUGAAACUCGAGUGUACACCCGGGCAUAUGGUGUCUUGAGUUUCCCGCCAAUUCAUUUUUAGUUUUCAUCGAUGCUCAGACAAAGGGUACAGUUGUGAAACUCUUUAUGUCCCGAGGUCACUUAAAAUAACGAUAACAGUCCCUUUAAUGUAAAUUUUCAACUCACCAUAUUUUGCAUGUUAAGGAAGCUAAGGAAACACAGAAUCAUUAUAAAAAUAUAUUUCUAGUUUCUAAGAAAAAUUUUUUGAAUUUUUUCACAUGAAAAAAUAUUUUGUUUAUAAUAAUAAUAACCACGUUAAAAUUGUAAUGAAUUUGUGGUUUUGAUACCAGAAUCUGAUUUCCGGACUCAUUAAACCCAACCCUGAGAAGAGGUUAUCUGCUACACAGG